AUAUCCAUCUCCAUCUCCAUCAAUGAGACAUAAAUUUUGAAGUAUAUUAGUAAAAGACUAUCACGGAAGUUGACACUCACAAAUGACACCACAGCACAACUAACUCCACAGAACAGCAAAAAAGUAUAGAAUCACGUGUUAUUUUGUUAGGGGUGUGUUUGUUUUUUGAGUCAAUGUUAAGUAUUGUGAUUUGAAUCAGGUAAUAAUAAGAAGAGGAUGUUUGGAAACGGUGUGGUUGGGAUAUUAGCAGAAUCUGUGAAUAAAUGGGAAAGAAGAACACCUUUGACUCCAUCACACUGUGCUCGAUUACUUCAUCAUGGAACUGAUGAUGGUGUCUCACGGAUUAUUGUUCAGCCUUCUACUAACAGAAUUCAUCAUGAUGCUCUUUAUGAAGAAGUUGGUUGUCAAAUUUCACAAGACUUGUCACCAUGUGGUCUCAUCCUUGGUAUCAAACAACCAAAGUUAGAGAUGAUAUUACCGGAUAGAGCUUAUGCCUUCUUUUCACAUACUCACAAAGCACAGAAAGAAAAUAUGCCUUUGCUGGAUAAGAUUCUAUCUGAGAGGGCAUCAUUAUAUGACUAUGAAUUGAUUGUUGGUGCAAAUGGGAAAAGGUUACUUGCAUUUGGAAAUUUUGCUGGUAGAGCUGGAAUGAUUGAUUUCUUACGUGGAUUAGGACAGAGGUUUCUAAGUCUUGGAUAUUCAACACCUUUUUUGUCACUUGGAUCAUCAUACAUGUAUCCUUCCUUGGCUGCUGCUAAGGCUGCUGUCAUUUCGGUUGGUGAAGAAAUUGCAACUCAAGGAUUGCCAUUGGGGAUUUGUCCUCUGGUUUUUGCCUUUACUGGUUCAGGAAAUGUUUGCUCUGGUGCACAGGAGAUAUUUAAGCUUCUUCCCCAUACCUUUGUGGAUCCAAGUAGACUAAGUGAACUACAAAAGAUGGUGACAAAUAAACCAAGGCAUGGAUCAAAAAGAAUUUUUCAAGUUUAUGGUUGUACUGUGACUGCUAAAGACAUGGUUGAACCCAAAGAUCCCAUGAAAGUGUUUGACAAAGUAGACUACUAUGCACACCCUGAUCAUUACAAUCCCAUUUUCCAUGAACAAGUAGCACCAUACACAUCUGUUAUUGUUAAUUGCAUGUAUUGGGAGAAAAGAUUUCCUCCACUGUUAAGCUAUAAGCAGAUUCAAGAUUUGAUGAGAAAGGGAUGUCCACUUGUUGGAAUAGCAGACAUAACAUGUGAUAUAGGUGGUUCACUUGAGUUUGUUAACCGCACUACAUCAAUUGAUUCACCCUUCUUCAGAUAUGAUCCAAUAACGGAUUCAUACCACGAUGACAUGGAGGGAAAUGGAGUUAUAUGUUUAGCUGUUGACAUUCUUCCAACAGAAUUUGCAAAAGAGGCUUCUCGAUAUUUUGGAAAUGUACUGUCCCAAUUUGUCACAAAUUUGGCUUCUGCUACAGACAUUACAAACUUGCCUGCUCACUUAAGGAGAGCUUGCAUAGUCCAUGGAGGUGUUCUAACCUCUUUAUAUGAUUACAUACCACGCAUGCUGAAAUCUGAUUCUGAGGAAGUAUCAGAAAACUCGGCAGAUUCUUUAUCUAACAAGAGGAAAUACCAUACAUCGGUAUCUCUGAGUGGUCACUUAUUUGAUAAGUUUUUGAUAAAUGAGGCUCUAGAUAUUAUUGAAGCUGCGGGAGGCUUCUUCCACCUGGUCAAUUGCCAUGUGGGUCAGAGUGUUAAUGCUAUAUCAUACUCUGAACUUGAAGUUAGUGCAGAUGAUAGGGAUGUUCUGGAUCAUAUCAUUGAUUCUUUAACCUCUCUUGCUAAUCCAACUGGAAAUAACAGAUUUUCAAAUCAAAAUAGUAAACUUUCACUUAAGCUUGGUAAAGUUCAAGAUAACGGCAUGGAGAAGGAACCUGAUUCAAAAAAGAAGGCUGCAGUUUUGAUUCUUGGUGCUGGUCGAGUCUGUCAGCCAGCUGCCGAAAUGUUAUCAUCAUUUGGAAGGCAUAAAACAUUGUUGGAAGAGGAUUUUGAAGAUCAGAUUGAUGUUGAUGUCAUUGUGGGAUCUUUGUACCUGAAGGAUGCAGAGCAGAUUGUUGAGGGAAUUCCAAAUGUAACUGGAAUUCAGCUUGAUGUGAUGGAUAGUGCCAAUCUUUUUAAGUGCAUUUCACAGGUGGACGUUGUUAUAAGUUUGCUGCCUGCUAGUUGUCACAUUAACGUAGCAAAUGCUUGCAUUGAGUUGAAAAAACAUUUGGUUACUGCUAGCUAUGUUGAUAGCUCCAUGUCAAUGCUAGAUGAUAAGGCUAAAGAUGCUGGUAUAACAAUUCUUGGUGAGAUGGGCUUGGACCCAGGAAUAGAUCACAUGAUGGCAAUGAAGAUGAUCAACCAAGCACAUAUGAAGAAGGGGACAAUAAAGUCUUUCACUUCAUACUGUGGUGGACUUCCAUCUCCUGAAGAUGCUAAUAACCCAUUAGCAUAUAAAUUCAGCUGGAAUCCGGUAGGGGCCAUCCGAGCUGGGCGCAAUCCUGCCACCUACAAAUACCAUGGUGAAACUGUACAUAUUGAUGGGGACAAUCUUUAUGAUUCAGCUACAAAACUAAGGCUACCUGACUUUCCUGCUUUUGCUUUGGAAUGUCUUCCAAACCGCAACUCUUUACUUUAUGGAGAUUUAUAUGGAAUAGGAACUGAAGCAUCAACAGUCUUUCGCGGAACACUCCGUUAUGAAGGGUUUAGUGAGAUCAUGGGGACACUUUCUAGGAUUGGCUUAUUUAACAAUGAAGUUCGUCCGAUUCUAAAGAAUGAGCAGAGACCAACCUUUAGAAAAUUCAUGUUUGACCUUCUGAAAAUUGUUCAUGAAGAUCCGGAAGGAGCAUUGAUGGGAGAGGAGGACAUCAUAGAAAAGAUAUUGACACUAGGACAUUGCAAAGAUCAAAGAGCUGCAAUGAUGACAGCAAAAACAAUCAUAUUUUUGGGACUUCUUGAUCAAACAGAAAUCCCAGCUUCCUGCCGAAGUGCUUUUGAUGUUGCUUGUUUCCGUAUGGAAGAGAGAUUAUCCUACUCCAGCACAGAAAAGGAUAUGGUGCUUUUGCACCAUGAAGUGGAGAUAGAAUAUCCCGACAGCCAAAUUACAGAGAAGCAUAGAGCUACUUUGCUUGAAUUUGGGAAGACUGUUGAUGGAAAAACCACUACUGCCAUGGCCCUUACUGUUGGUAUUCCAGCUGCUGUUGGAGCUCUGCUCUUACUGACCAACAAAAUUCAGACAAGAGGUGUUUUAAGGCCCAUUCAACCUGAAGUAUACACUCCAGCCCUUGAUAUUAUACAAGCUUAUGGCAUCAAGUUGAUAGAGAAGAGUGAGUAAUUUGUAUAUUUGAAGUUGGUGUUCUGUUUGAUGUAGAGAGGAUGAUGUACUAUAUAAUGUAAAUAAUUUCGACAAUAAUAAUAAUAAUCGGAACUACCAUUCUAUAUCAGCAAUGCAAUAUCAAUUCAUGUUAUGCAUACUGAUCAUGCCUGAUGCUAUAUUAGGAUUUUAA
Molecule: messenger RNA, 3523 nt
Organism: Cicer arietinum (chickpea)
Lineage: Eukaryota; Viridiplantae; Streptophyta; Magnoliopsida; Fabales; Fabaceae
Product: alpha-aminoadipic semialdehyde synthase
Cellular component (GO): cytoplasm
Molecular function (GO): saccharopine dehydrogenase activity
Source: RefSeq, a predicted model, not a curated record